UGUGCAGCCCCGGGGGUGCCGGGGGCCGGCUGCGCCUGCGCCGCGGGCGGGAGGGCCCGGCCCGACCCCGCGCCUCGCGUCCUCGCCUCCCCUGCAGCCGUGGGCACGGGCACGUCGCUGGCGCUCUCCUCCCUCCUGUCGCUGCUGCUCUUCGCCGGGAUGCAGAUGUACAGUCGCCAGCUGGCCUCCACCGAGUGGCUCACCAUCCAGGGGGGCCUGCUAGGCUCCGGCCUGUUCGUCUUCUCGCUCACUGCCUUCAAUAAUCUGGAGAAUCUGGUCUUCGGCAAAGGAUUCCAAGCCAAGAUCUUCCCUGAGAUUCUUCUCUGCCUCCUGUUGGCUCUCUUUGCAUCUGGCCUCAUCCACCGAGUCUGCGUCACCACCUGCUUCCUCUUCUCCAUGGUUGGCCUGUACUACAUCAACAAGAUCUCCUCCGCUCUGUACCAGGCAGCGGCUCCUGUCCUCACACCUGCCAAGGUCACUGGGAAGGGCAAAAAGAGAAAUUGACCUGAAUGUCCAAUAAAGUUGAUUCUUUGUAGCUCC
Molecule: messenger RNA, 540 nt
Organism: Ailuropoda melanoleuca (giant panda)
Lineage: Eukaryota; Metazoa; Chordata; Mammalia; Carnivora; Ursidae
Gene: KRTCAP2
Product: keratinocyte associated protein 2
Exons: 4
Biological process (GO): protein N-linked glycosylation
Source: RefSeq, a predicted model, not a curated record